This is a messenger RNA of Aspergillus thermomutatus, 1974 nucleotides long. Its product is annotated as acetyltransferase SAS4-like domain-containing protein. NCBI's taxonomy places the organism in Eukaryota, Fungi, Ascomycota, Eurotiomycetes, Eurotiales, Aspergillaceae. The record is from RefSeq and is a predicted model, not a curated record. Gene Ontology annotation, molecular function: histone acetyltransferase activity. Gene Ontology annotation, cellular component: SAS acetyltransferase complex. The coding region runs from base 1 to 1974 and encodes 657 amino acids. The transcript has a single exon.
AUGGCGGUCCGAUCGAGGUCGUCCCUGCGCUUCUCAGUGCGACGGGAUGACAAUGUCGCUGGUCAUGAUGACGAGGAUCAGGAUAACCACGACGACACUCUGCCAUCUUCUCCUCCCCCUGCAAAGAGGCCUCGGCUUCAGCAGCAACAGCAGCAGCAACAGCAACACCGUCGUCAGCCACCUUCGUCCCGCCGUCGUAAGAGCUCUCCCGACUUACUUGAUACUACUAUCGAAAACUCCAGUCAUCAUGUUCCCCCGUCAUCCAAAACUCCUCAGAUCGUGCGACACGCUACUCACUCUCCUCUCCCUCCGCCGCCGCCGCCGCACUCAUCUACGCGCCGACCACUUCCUCUCUCCGCUGUCGGCGACGGCGCAUCCUCCUCAUCCUCCUCCUCGUCGUCCAACUCCGCCCAUGUUUCGCUUCCUGGCGCCCCGCACACUACGGGACAACCCAAUGACCGCCAUCGCACUCCGUUUUCAGCUUCUGCCGCGCUGUAUAUGCGUGGUGGUGGUCGCGAAUCGCCAGAUCCCUUAGAUAUCAUCUCUCCUGGCCCUAUCAAGACCAAUGCGCCGCCUCGCAAGACACCUACUACGUCCACUCCAACCUCUACCACCCGUUCUACACGCCAUUCUCGCCCGCAGCAAUCUGUCGCAUCAGACGCGGAUGCGCAGAAGCCUCCUGGACAGACGAGCAGUCGGCGAAAACCCAACUCAAGCAAUCCUCAGACAGAAACGCAAUCGCGGCAAAAGCAGGAACCCUCCGAUCACAGUCCAGCCGCACCGGAACAGCGCCGGUCGCUUCGUUCCAAGGACAGCAAUUCGCGGUUGCGGAGCGAACUGGCAUCGUAUUUCUGGAACUAUGAACAGAUUCUGAGUUUGGAACCUCCGAAGACCGCGGAACUACUGACCGAGAAUACCACGGUCAAGUUGAUUGAUGACCUGACCGAGCCUCUUACCACCAUACAAUCCUCUGCUUCCGACUCCGAGUCCCCAUUUGGAAACCCUCUGUUGCAGCUCCAUGACUGCGAAAAGGUAUGUUUGCCGGAGCCGGAGCCGGAGCCGAGCUCAGCCGCCGCGUCCGGAAAUGUCACUGAGGAAGACCCUCUCAAUGAAGAAUACUAUUUCCGCGCCCACCGGAGAAUGGAGCGGCAGGAGAAGCAGCUCCGAAACAUUGAGCGCGAACGCGCCCAGCAUGAGAAGAUGCAGCUGGAGCGUCUAUUAGACGAGCUCAAAGGUCAGGACUGGCUCCGUGUGAUGGGUAUCACUGGUGUCCACGAGCACGAGAAAAAACUCUACGAACCCAAACGCGACUAUUUCAUGAAAGAGAUCUCAACCCUAAUCGGAAAAUUCCAGAUCUGGAAAGAAGAGGAGAAACGCCGGAAGCUCGAGAAGGACAAGUCCUCGCUCCGUGCCGAGAUAUCGCCAUCCAACGUCCCCACAAACAAAGACCGCACCACCACCUCCCGGAAGCGGAAACUCAGCGAUCGAACCCCAGAUAUCACAUCCGAGAAACCAACCACCAACGGCACAGCCUCCUCCGACGCCCCAAGCGACGGCGAAACCCCGGACCCAAGCGACGUGGACGCCUGGGCAGCGCACCAACUCCAGCAGGAAGCCCGGUCCGCGACGGCCGGCAAACGGACCAAACCAUCGACAGAGUCCCCACGACGCCGCAAAUCAUCCGGCAACAACAACAAGUCCUCCACCGCACCGCACGCUCCCGCUCCCGCUCUCGCAAAACCAGCAACCCCUGCCCCUCCCGAUAAACCCUUCGCCUCAUUCUACGCAAAGCCACAUCUGCGCGAGGCCGCGCUCUCGCCGCAUCGCAAGGGCCGCGUCCGCUUGGCCUUCGGCCACCCCAUCCCCAAGAUGGAGGUGCGCGACUUCCAGCCGCCCGCGGAUAUCCUGACGCCUGAGGCGAUCGAUUCUUGCCGCAGGAAGCGGAGACGGAUGAGAAGGGAGAGUCGCGGGUGA